UUCUUUGAUUUUAUGCUCGUUAAGGGUCCUAAAUGCAUGAAUGUGAGAUAUGCAGGGUCAGUGUGUAUGAAAAUGAUGUGUAUCUAACAAUGCUGACCUAGUAAGUUUUGUGUGAAAGUGAUACACAUCUCGGUAUAAAAAAGGAAUUGCAAUCCAAAACUAGGUUUUAGGUCUCACUUCAACCAUGAUAGUCAUGCUUGCAUGUAUAUACAUUUUUCGAUCCCAACCCAGCUGAGUGUACCCGCCUCAUCUCUCCCGUCCAGCGCUACCGCCGCCGUCGUAUUUAUUCUGUUCGUGCCGCCGCGGCCUCCGUCCAACGGUCGAAUGGCGGGUUCAACUGAAGGGUUGGGUUCUGCUUCUGCAACUGUGGAUGCAGUAGCCGAUUCUGCCCCAGGUUCUGAAGAAACUAUUAGCAAGAAUGCACGCAAGAAGGAAUUAAAGCUGAAGCAGAAGGAAGAGGAAAGGAGGCGUAAGGAGGAACUCAAGGAGAAAGCAAAACAGGAAGCAUCCCAGAGUAAGAAAUCUGUAGCAGUUGAUGAUGAAGAAAUGGAUCCCACGGAAGCAUCCCAGAGUAAGAAAUCUGUAGCAGUUGAUGAUGAAGAAAUGGAUCCCACGCAUUUUUUUGAAAAUAGGCUGAAAUAUCUUGCAUCUCAGAAGGCAGAUGGUAAAAAUCCAUAUCCUCACAAGUUUCAGGUUUCGAUGUCUCUCCUCGAGUAUAUUGAGAAAUAUGGAAUUUUAAACAAUGGUGAUCACCUUGAGGAAGUCUCGGAAUCUCUUGCUGGGAGGAUAAUGAGCAAACGAUCCUCCUCCUCGAGGUUGUUAUUUUAUGAUCUUCAUGGUUCUGGAGCUAAAAUCCAAGUUAUGGCUGAUGCACGUGUCUCAGAGCUCGAUGAAGCUGAAUUUGCGAUGUUUCAUGCCAGUGUGAAGCGUGGGGAUAUUGUUGGUGUCACUGGGUUUCCAGGAAAAACAAAAAGGGGAGAACUCAGUAUUUUUCCAAAAUCAUUCAUUGUCCUAUCUCACUGUCUGCAUAUGAUGCCAAGGCAGAAGGCGGGUCCUGGUUUUGAAAAUGCAAAUUUGAAGAAAAAUGACGCAUGGGUCCCAGGUUGUACCAGGAAUCCUGAAACCUAUACUUUAAAGGAUCAGGAAACUCGUUAUCGUCAACGAUAUCUGGAUUUGAUGUUAAAUUUGGAAGUGAGGCAAAUAUUCAAAACCAGAGCUAAAGUAAUCCAAUAUGUUAGGAAGUUUCUUGACGAUCUUGACUUCUUGGAGGUUGAGACACCAAUGAUGAACAUGAUUGCUGGAGGAGCAGCUGCCCGUCCAUUUGUGACCUUCCACAAUGAUCUCAACAUGAAAUUGUUUAUGCGCAUUGCACCUGAACUUUAUCUUAAGCAGUUAGUUGUUGGUGGAUUGGACCGUGUAUAUGAGAUAGGGAAACAAUUUAGAAACGAGGGUAUCGAUUUGACUCAUAAUCCCGAGUUCACCACCUGCGAGUUCUACAUGGCGUUUGCAGACUACUAUGAUUUGAUGGAACUCACCGAGAAAAUGCUAAGUGGAAUGGUGAAGGAACUUACAGGGGGCUAUAAAGUAAAAUACCAUUCAAAUGGGCUUGACAAUGACCCGAUUGAGAUUGACUUCACUCCCCCUUUUAGGAGGAUUGACAUGAUAGAGGAAUUGGAAAAAAUGGCAAAUCUUAAUAUACCCAAGAACUUGGCCAGUGAUGAAGCUAAUAAAUAUCUUAGAGAGGCGUGCCUGAAGUUUGAAAUCAAAUGUCCUCCACCUGAAACAACUGCUCGCUUGCUGGAUAAACUUGUGGGACAUUUCCUAGAAGAAACGUGCGUGAAUCCUGCUUUCAUCAUCAAUCAUCCCGAGAUUAUGAGUCCUUUGGCAAAGUGGCAUAGAGCAAGACCUAGUCUAACUGAACGCUUUGAAUUGUUCAUCAACAAACAUGAAGUAUGUAAUGCGUACACUGAAUUGAAUGAUCCUGUUGUACAACGCCAGCGGUUUGUUGAACAACUCAAGGAUCGACAGUCGGGUGAUGAUGAAGCAAUGGCUUUGGAUGAAACAUUUUGUACGUCUCUUGAUUAUGGAUUGCCUCCUACUGGUGGCUGGGGAAUGGGCAUUGACCGGCUAGCUAUGUUGAUAACGGAUUCGCAGAACAUCAAGGAAGUUCUUCUCUUCCCAGCCAUGAAGCCUCAAGAUGAAUCAUCAGCUCCCAAAGCAUCGGCAGGAGUAUAGGGAUUACAACAUGAGGGAAAACCAAGAGAAUUCUCUGUAAGUCAUGGUGGAAGGCUCUGAACUGAACAUUAUCUCCAAGAUCUUCUCAACAUGCAUGCACAGUAAUAACUCCUCAUGUAUGGACAGAAUUCACCCUGAUAAGGCCGAGUGGUUUUUCUAUUUAGUAGUAGUCAUAAAAAAUUUAAUGAACACCAGAUAUUAACCAUGUAAAUUAGUCCAGUUCAGUCAUUCUUCAACACUGAAAAUCUCCUAGUUCUCUAGUUCAAUAUUUCACAAGAGGUUCAGGGUUCUAAAAAAAUGGUUGACUUGGAACAAACUGAAUCAACUGGGUUGGUUUGGUUAUUCCCGAAACAUUGACCAUCUCGGUUUGUUUCUUUAUUGAGAAAUAACACGUGGCUUGGACACGUGGAAUAUCUUA
This is a messenger RNA of Cucurbita maxima (winter squash), 2653 nucleotides long. RefSeq names its product lysine--tRNA ligase, cytoplasmic-like. The transcript is spliced from 21 exons. Bases 202 to 2235 code for a protein of 677 amino acids. Gene Ontology annotation, biological process: lysyl-tRNA aminoacylation. Gene Ontology annotation, cellular component: cytoplasm; cytosol. Gene Ontology annotation, molecular function: lysine-tRNA ligase activity; tRNA binding; ATP binding. Lineage: Eukaryota; Viridiplantae; Streptophyta; Magnoliopsida; Cucurbitales; Cucurbitaceae. The record is from RefSeq and is a predicted model, not a curated record.